This is a messenger RNA of Astyanax mexicanus (Mexican tetra), 2257 nucleotides long. RefSeq names its product BOP1 ribosomal biogenesis factor (gene bop1). Lineage: Eukaryota; Metazoa; Chordata; Actinopteri; Characiformes; Acestrorhamphidae. Gene Ontology annotation, molecular function: protein binding; ribonucleoprotein complex binding. The record is from RefSeq and is a predicted model, not a curated record. Gene Ontology annotation, biological process: maturation of LSU-rRNA from tricistronic rRNA transcript (SSU-rRNA, 5.8S rRNA, LSU-rRNA); ribosome biogenesis. The annotation marks the transcript as partial. Gene Ontology annotation, cellular component: preribosome, large subunit precursor; PeBoW complex. The transcript has 13 exons.
UGUUCUGGAUCUGUGUGUGUGUGUGUGUGUGUGUUGCAGGAUAUCAGGAACACUGUGGGGAAUAUUCCGAUGGAAUGGUAUAAAGAUUUUCCUCAUAUCGGAUACGACCUCGACGGCAAGAAGAUCUUUAAACCAAUCAGGAGUAAAGAUGAGCUGGAUGAGUUUCUGGAGAAAAUGGAGAAUCCGGAUUACUGGAGAACGGUUCAGGAUAAGAUGACGGGUUCAGAUGUUCGUCUGUCGGAUGAGCAGGUGGAUCUGGUGCAUCGUCUGCAGCACGGCAAAUUCGGAGAUAUUAACUUCAACGAAUACGAGCCGGCGAUUGAUUUCUUCAGUAAUGAGGUGAUGAUUCACCCGGUGACCAACCGACCUGAAGACAAGCGCAGCUUCAUCCCCUCCCUGAUCGAGAAAGAGAAGGUGGGGAAGUUGGUUCAUGCGAUUAAGAUGGGGUGGAUUAAACCCCGCCGGCCCAAAGACUCCGCCCCCCUGUACUACGACCUGUGGGCUAAAGAGGACCCCAACUCCAUCCUGGGACGCCACAAGAUGCACGUCCCCGCCCCCAAGAUCAGACUCCCGGGACACGAGGAGUCCUACAACCCCCCACCUGAGUACCUGCUGACCGAGGAAGAGAGACUGGCCUGGGAGCAGCAGGACCCGGAGGAGCGGAAGCUGAGUCUGCUGCCACAGAAGUUCCCGAGUCUGAGGGCAGUGCCAGCCUUCACCCGCUUCAUCCACGAGCGCUUCGAGCGCUGCCUCGACCUCUACCUGUGCCCCCGCCAGCGCAAGAUGAGGGUAAAUGUGAAUCCAGAGGAUUUGAUUCCUAAACUGCCCAAACCCAAAGAUCUGCAUCCGUUUCCCACAACCCAAUCUCUGGUGUACCGCGGUCACUCCAGUCUGGUGCGCAGUAUCAGUGUGGCCCCCGGGGGGCAGUGGCUGGUAUCAGGAUCAGAUGACGGUACGGUCCGGUUCUGGGAGGUCGCUACGGCGCGCUGCCUGAAGACGGUGGAAGUGGGCGGAGCCGUGAAGAGCGUGGCGUGGAGUCCCAAUCCUGCGGUGUGUCUCGUCGCCAUCAGCCAUGGGAACACGGUGGUUCUGAUGAAUCCUGGUCUGGGGGAUCGGCUGAUCCUCAGCGCUACUGAUCAGCUGAUCUCCUCGUAUGAAGAGCCGACGGAGGUUAAAGAUCAGCCGGUGGAGUGGAGCCUCGCCGAGGGGACAGAACACCAACAGGGCCAGCGGCUCAUCCUCACACACCCCCGAGCGGUGAAACAGGUGACGUGGCACGGUAAGGGGGAUUACCUGGCCUGCGUGAUGCCCGACGUCAGCAGCAAUGUGCAGGUGGUGAUCCACCAGGUGAGCAAGCGCCGCACGCAGAACCCCUUCCGCAAGAACAAGGGCAUGGUGCAGUGCGUAUCCUUCCACCCCAUCCGGCCCUACUUCUUCGUGGCCACUCAGCGUCACGUCCGCGUCUACAACCUCAUCAAGCAGGAGCUCACCAAGAAGCUCAUGACCAACUGCAAGUGGGUCUCCAGCAUGGCCAUCCACCCGGGCGGAGAUAACGUGAUCUGCGGGAGCUACGACUGUCGGCUGGCCUGGUUUGAUCUGGAUCUCUCCACAAAACCCUAUAAAAUGCUGAGGCACCACAAGAAGGCUCUGAGGGGCGUGGCCUAUCACAGGCAGUACCCCCUGUUUGCCUCGGGGUCAGAUGAUGGCAGUGUUAUCGUCUGUCACGGAAUGGUCUACAAUGAUCUGCUGCAGAAUCCUCUGAUCGUUCCAGUGAAAGUUCUGAAGGGUCACACCAUCACUCACGACCUGGGGGUUCUGGACGUGGCGUUUCACCCCACCCAGCCGUGGGUGUUCUCCUCGGGGGCCGACGGCACGGUCCGGCUCUUCACCUAGUCCUAGAUUUUUUUUUUUUCCUUUUUCCUUGUUUGUUUUUUUUUAUUUUUACAAAUUUUUGGACACCUGAAGCUUUUCACUUCUGGAAUAAUCAACAAAAUAGAGACUCAAGUGCCUAAAGAUAAUGUUCCUGUUUUUGACAAUGUGUGUUUUUUUUGUUUAGUUAUUUUGUAUAUCGAAUACCCUAAAGUAACCCUGCGUUCACAUUAUCGCUCACGUUACGCCGCCUGAAGUGUGUCGUGUGUGGGGGUUAGCAUGCUGGCUAAACUAGCUAAAUUAACUUCCCUUAUUUUCUUUUACACAACAGUUUUUCUCUAAAUUGUCCCUAAUGUGUGCAAAGACGUCUUAUAUAUAUAUAUAUAUA